AUGAUUACAUUGAAAGACCUGCCCGUCGAAAUCCACAUACAAAUACUAUUCUACCUCGACUGGCGGAGCAAGUAUUACUGCUCCCUCGCCUCGAAAACAUGGCGAGAUGUCCUCCUUGUCUAUGGUCAGGACUCUCGCCUCGCUGACUGUAGCCAUUACGAAGACACAAUCAGGGUUCUGGGUCAACAAGGUAAUCCUCUGCCCCCUAGGCGUCCAGGAUAUCACACCCUUUUCCAAGGAAAUCUAGUCUGCUACAUGAAGCUAGGUUCUGAAGGAAACAUCAAAGCUGUAGCAUUUGGGCCCCGGCUCAGAGCUUUAAGCAAACCCAUCAAAUUGAGUUCACCAACGAUGCAAUACCCGAUUAUCACAAGUCUAAAUCAUUGUUUUCUUCUCAAUGAUCCAAUAUUCAAAAAACCUACAAAUCUUCCUGAUGAUGGGACAGGAGAUCCGCGCCGUAUGUCACUUGAAAUGUCUGUGGGAAACAAUAAUACGAGGUGUUAUGUAGAAAACAAAGUAUGGUUAUUCUCCGAAGAAGCUCGUAUUAAUAGUAUCACGAUCAAGGAGUUUCUGAAUUUAGUGGUGGAAAAUUUACGAGAACACGCUUCUGAGGAAUGGUUGACGAAUAGAAAAUGGGUUAUGGUGAGAACUAGGAGAUCGAACCCAUUCCUGAUAACUAUUUACGCAGAACUUUUCGAAGCGCCACCGGAACCCAUAAAAAAGAAAGGGAAGUUUAGACAUCUCCUAACAUUUUGGCAAAGAUCUCGGUCUGGAUUUUAA
Orbilia oligospora ATCC 24927 is the source of this 777-nucleotide messenger RNA. RefSeq lists its product as uncharacterized. NCBI's taxonomy places the organism in Eukaryota, Fungi, Ascomycota, Orbiliomycetes, Orbiliales, Orbiliaceae. Gene Ontology annotation, molecular function: protein binding. The transcript has a single exon. The record is from RefSeq and is a predicted model, not a curated record. The coding region runs from base 1 to 777 and encodes 258 amino acids.